This is a messenger RNA of Adineta steineri, 999 nucleotides long. Lineage: Eukaryota; Metazoa; Rotifera; Eurotatoria; Adinetida; Adinetidae. The record is from the annotation of a GenBank genome assembly.
AUGGCAUCUGCUUCGACUGAGCGAAGAAUCAAAAGAUUUUUGUUUAUUGGACCAACUGGUGUUGGUAAAUCGACAUUAAUUAACAUCUUAUUCAAUAAUGAUGUUAAGAAAGCAUCUUUAUCAAAGCCAGCAGGAACAUCUGAUGGUUCUGCUGGAUCGACAGCGUGUUUUACAACAUAUUAUAAUUUUCCUGAUUAUGCUUACACAGACACAAUUGGUUUUGGAGAUAAUAGAUUCGAUAAGGAACAACUUUUGUCAAUAUUAAAAGCUACUAUUAAAAAUUCUAUGGUUGGAUAUAAUAGAAUUUAUUUAUGUAUCAGUUAUGGUCGAAUUUCAAUUGAUAUUCGAUAUUAUAUUGAAUUAUUAACAGUCAUAUUUGGAAAGAAAAUAUUAAAAUGGUGCACAAUUGUUUUUACGCAUUGUCUUGAUCAAACAAUGACGAAAGAGAAAUAUAUUGAAUCGAAUAAGAAUGAUACAGACAUAAUUGAUAUUAUUAAUUCAGCGCAAAACGUCAUUUUUGGUGACAAUAUGACUGAUAAUGAAAUAGAUCAUGUUCUGAUUACGAGAAGACAACGUUUAUUAGAUAAUUUACAUCAAGAUAUUCAAAGCUCAAAUAACGAUUAUUAUUCUCCACAACCGGAAAGUUUGCUUGAAUGGAUCAAUGCAAUUUAUAAUAUGCUUACAUUCAGAUAUGCGAAGAAAUUUAAAACAGGUUUCGAGGAAAUUCAAAAGAUAUCACUCACGGUAGUAAAUUUGAUGAUGCAUCAAAAUUUUGCAAAUUACUAUGGUGAAUGUCCGAUUUGUUUAGCUGAUAUGUGGAAUACUGACAGUGUCUUCACAAAAUGUCAUCAUAUUUUCCAUGAAAAAUGUAUAAAUAAAUGGCUCAAUGAUGGAGUCAGCAACUGUCCGAAAUGUCGUGCUACUGUAGAUAGAAGAAAUUCAUUUUUAACAUCACUGUUUUUCGAUUGGGAAUGUAUUGAGAAAAAUGAAAUAAAUUAA